CAUUCAUAACAUUGAAUGCUACUCUUUUCAACACAUUUCAUUAUACACUGAUUUCAUUUGAAUUUUUGUAAAUCAAGUCUCAAUCUGGAACAUGAAACUAUUACUAUUUCAAACAAUAAUCGUCCUCUCCUUGCAAGUUGAAACAUCUAAAGCCAGCGGCUUUGUUAUUAUAGCACCGAAGGUCUUCCUUGUUGGAUCAAUUGAAAAUGUGUGCAUCAGUCUACACAACCGUACAACUGGAUCGCCCAUCUCGAUCUCACUAUUUCAUCCGGCCACAGAGGACGUCAUAACACGAGUUCAAAGUAUUGUGGAGAAUUCGACAUCAUGUGUUGCCAUUACUAUUCCAUGGACAAGUGAAGUUGAAGGGAGACUGAGGAUACAAAUUGCAGAGAGUGGUGAGAGCAAUCUGGUUGUGACCAGUGAAAAAAGAAUUACUUUCAGUCAUCAACCAUUGGUCACAAUAAUAUCACCAGACAAGCCAGUUUACCGGCCUGGAGAUACAGUUAGAUUUCGUAUACUCACUUUGACACACCAUUUGAAAAUAUCUAAAAUACAGGUAGAAAGAGUUUGGAUUGAAAGCCCCAAUGGUAUUGUACUGGAGCAAUGGAAAGGAGAUAGUUUAGAACCUAGGAAAGGUUUAAUUCAAAUUGAUUUCACACUAUCUGAGGAAUCUCUUCUGGGCGAAUGGAGAAUCAGAGUUGAAUAUGGAAGCCAGUUUCCAGUAAACGAAAGAAAAAUAACAGUCAAGAAAUAUGAAUUGCCAAAGUUUGAAGUUCACAUCCUUCAGCCAAACAAUAUACUUGCAGAUGCUGAUUUUAUUGUCUUCAAAGUUUGUGCCAAAUACAUUUAUGGAGCAAAUGUUCAAGGAGAAGUGAGAGCUGAAUUCUCAAUGAUCGGAGCGACUAAUCACAACAACAGCUCUAAAGUUGUCAUGUCAAAAAUGUUGGAUUCACGGUCAGGCUGCACAUUUUUCAACAUAUCAGGUGGUGAUCUGUAUCUAUCGGACAGCCAGCUGCAAGUGGAUGUAGUUGAGCUGACUGCCACUGUUGUCGAGAGAGGAUCACAGUUGACUGAGAAAGCAUCCAGAUCUUGGAGAAUUCAUCACACCGCUGUUCAACUCCAAUUCCAUUGUUCACAAUAUUUCAAGCCUGGAUUACCUUACAGGGGCAAGUUGGCUGCCGUUCCACCGGAUUUCCCAGCAGUUCGGGCAGAAAACCUGCCGAUACAGAUUUGCUUGAGACAAGAAGGGGAAGGCGCGGUGCAGGAGAGUGACAAGGUGGCGGUGACAGUCGCCCCUCACCGCGUCUCUUGCUGGAACUACUCAACCGACAUCAACGGCCAAAUUCAGUUCACUCUACCGCCAUUACUCAACUCUUCAUCAGCACUUACACUCACAGCAGUGAGUCUACAACACAAAGAUAAGUUCUUCCCUGGAGAGCACUGGAAUUUGCGAAUGGUGCAACCCAAAGCUCAUCAGCCUCUCAAAGCUUGGUUCUCGUCAAGUCACAGUUACUUGGAUGUCUCAACUGUCAUGCCACUGGCUUGCAAUAAAGAGUACAAUUUCAACGUACAAUAUACAAUCAAAAGCUUCUCACAACCUACGCCAACUUUCACCUACAUGGUUGAAUCGAAAGGUGACAUGCUACAAAUGGGAUCCUACAGACCAAAAGAAGAAUCAAAUAUCCUUCAUAAAAUGGCGGUCGGUUUUCCACCAGCAAGAUCAUUUAAAUUGCCAUUGAAAAUCACGCCGAACAUGUCUCCAGAAAGUAAAUUCGUCGUCUACUAUAUUCGGCCAGAUGGUGAAAUAGUAGCUGACAGUAUGGUAGUUCUGGUGGAUCAUUGUUUUCCCAACAAGGUGAGCACACGUUGGUCUCAAUACAGAAUAGAGCCUGGAAGUAACGUGUCGCUAUCAAUUAGAGCUGCACCAAACUCUUUGUGCGCUUCGAAUAUUAAAGACUCGAGAUUUGUGGGCGAUGAUGACGGUGAUCAAGAUUUGUGGAGGACGUUGAAAAAUUUCAUAACAGAACCUCUACAAGACACGUCUGAAUACUGCAUGAAUGGCACUGGACUCACAGCAAAUCUGCCGCCAGAUUGGGAGCUACGCAGAAGAAAAAGGUCUUUAUUGAUUCCCAUUGUUGAUGCUAAAACUGCAUUCGAUGAUUUAGGUGUGAUCAUCAUUACAGAUUUAAAACUGGAAACCAGGCCUUGUCACAAUGUUCUAAAUUCGACAUCCGAAAAGCAAAUUGGCAGGAAUUUUGCUCAUACAGAAUAUUCAAGGGUUCCAUUAACUCUGCAGAUGGAGAACUCAUUGAGUUCAAUAAUGGUAGAUUCGCCAUAUUUCAAAUCAAGAGACACAUUUCAUUUGAGAGAGUAUUUCCCUGAGAGUUGGCUGUGGAAGAUUACACCUCUAGACAAGUCUGGGGAAACGACAUUGCAGACCAGAGCCCCUCAUAGUAUAACAGGAUGGAGAACUACAGUAGCUUGUGUACAUGAAGAAUAUGGCUUUGGAAUGAAUGAGAUGACUGACGUUUUGCAUACAUAUCAACAAAUUUAUUUGGAUUUGGAUAUGCCACGUACGAUAAAACGAUCGGAAGAAGUAGAGGUCAAAGUAAUAAUUUAUAAUAGGCAUAUACACAGGCUACCGGUGAAGAUUUCUAUUACAACAUCUUCGGGUCUCCAAGUAAGAAUAUCUGGAUCAGAUAUUAAGUGUAUAGAUGAAUAUUCAGUCUCUCACAUUGGACUGUUUAUUAAAGGAUUAAAAAUUGGAAAGCAUAAUCUCACUGUUUCCGCAUUGGUUGAUACUACAGAUUCGAGCUGUUGGUCAGCUUAUUCCACCCUAAACAUGAGGAUAGACAGUAUCAAGAAGAGCAUCAAAGUUGAGCUGGAAGGGUUUCAGAUCACUAAAACACUCUCAGCCUUGCUCUACGGGAAAGAUCAUCAAUCACAACAUUGGAACUUGUCAAUCCCUGAGAACAUCAUAAAUGGGUCUGCGCAAGCCCUACUUUCCAUAACAGGGAAUCUUCUUGGACCUAUUUCUGAGAAUUUGGAAAAUCUAAUUGAAAUGCCAGUGGGAUGUGGAGAACAGAAUAUGAUAAGGCUCGCUCCAGCAAUACAAUUCAUCAAAUACUUGGAUGCAGUCAAACCUCAAGGCGCAACUCACUUGAGAGGAAAAGUUAUAAAAUAUAUUCAAAAAGGAUAUCAACGUCAGUUACUGUAUCGACACGAAGAUGGUUCUUACUCAGCUUUUGGACCGGAUAUCGAUUUGGAAGAGGGCUCGAUUUGGCUCACAGCGUUUGUUCUGAAAUACCUCGGACAGGCCAGAGACCUGAUAUUAGUAGACGAGACAAGCUUGCAACAAUCGCUUGACUGGGUGGUCACCAAACAACUGGAGAACGGCUGUUUUCCAGCAGUGGGCCGCAUUUUCAACAAAGACCUGAUGAGAGGAUAUGUUGAUGAGAAAGGAGAGCCCACAAUAACGUUGACAGCGUUUGUUGUUGCGGCUUUGUUGGAAUCGGGUCUCACACUUCCAAAGCAUAUAAAAAACAACGCCAAGUUUUGUUUAGCGGCAGAACAAAGGCACACAGAUGCGUACACGCUAUCUCUGAUCACUUAUUCAUUUGCCUUGAUGAAUGACACAUUGAGGACUGAUCAACAUUUGAAGAGGCUUCUCAAACUUUCAAGAACAGCGGAUGGUUUACUUUGGUGGGAGACAUCAGAGUUGACAAAAGCUUCGAAUGUUGAAGUUACGAGUUACGCCAUUCUCACGUUGCUCGUAGUUGGAGGUGCAGACAACUAUGUGAAAGCGUUCUCAGCAGUUCGAUGGCUUUCCACUCAUAGAAAUAUGGCUGGAGGAUUUUACACUUCACAAGAUACAAUGACUGGACUGGAAACACUGACAAAAUAUGCCAUUAAAUUUCCUCAAAACGAUGAUUUGACAAUGGUUAGAGUCCAAAGCUCAGAUGAAAAAAUAAACAGGAAAAUAUCAAUUGAUUCAAAUAAUAGAUUGAUUAGUCAACAGAUUAGAAUAACAACUGUGCCUUCAUCUAUAACCAUGAGUCUUCUUGGGCAAGGCUCUGUUGUGAUUCAGGUUCAAUUGAAGUAUAACUUGAUUGAGAACACAGAAUCUAAAGACUUCAAUUUGAACACGACGACCUUAACUUUAUGUGAGAAUGAAGACAAACCAUGCGAUCGACAUAAAUUGAAGAUUUGUGUUCAGUUCAAUAGUUCAACAAUUGCUUCAUCGGAUAUGACCGUGGUUAUGGUCUACUUUCAGACUGGAUUUUCCGUGGAAAACACGUCCGUCAAUAAACUGACAGGUGUAAAAAGGUGGGAGCUGGGAACUGAUGAAAGUUCUCUUAUAAUGUAUCUAGAAGAAGUAACUGCCACACCAUACUGCUUUAAUAUCACAGUUGUUCGACAAUAUCCAAGUACAGAUACUUUUCCAGGUCGAAUAAUAGUUUACGAUUAUUAUCAUCCAGAGAAUACUCAGUCAGUGAAAUACUCAUUUCAACGCUGAAACAGAUAAGCUGACCUGUGAAAUACACCUCAGAAUUCAAAUAAAAUGAACUUCAGAUGAAAAAAAAAACUUCCAAAAAAUGGCUCCAUUAUGUCUCAUGUUGAUAAUUUAAUAGUUAACCAAAUGAUGGAAUUACGGAGACGUUACUCAAGAGUGAUUAUUCGAUUGUUACAUUGAUUGGUGGAGAGAUCGUACUGUACAAGUUUAAUACAUGGGAGGAUGAGAUUUUAUAUUUUUUAUGAAGGACAAUAACAUUUAAAAAACAUGAGAAAUGAGAAUAUCCAUUAACAGCUCUGUCAAUUUGAAACAGUUUAUUAUCAACAAAUAAAAUUAAAUAAUCUAUACACAUAUCCUAAUAUACAUUGAUGUAGUAUAAUAUUUUAUACAAUUUUACAUUACCGACUGAAAAAAUCAUGUUUCAUUCGACGUUUCUUUUUCCUUCAAUCUCUUCUCCAUUUUUUCGAAUUCAGCUUUGGUGACAAUUUCUAUUUCAUCCUCUAUCUGUUCCACUGAAAUGACCUGCAAUCAAGGACAUCGACUCUGUAAAUAAUCUAAACUACAUUAAUGAUGAAAUAAUAAAAGGACAUUUUCCAAAAAAGAGUACAAUUCUCGACAUUCGUGUAAUACAAAAGAGAGAGCAAAUUUCGUUUUAUUUAUUUAUUUUGUUUUCUGUUACAAGAAGUAAUAGGUAAUCGUUGAUGAUAUUAAACACUAGCUAACUUUUUUAUAAA
Messenger RNA from Nilaparvata lugens (brown planthopper), 5247 nucleotides. Its product is annotated as alpha-1-macroglobulin. The transcript is spliced from 27 exons. Lineage: Eukaryota; Metazoa; Arthropoda; Insecta; Hemiptera; Delphacidae. The record is from RefSeq and is a predicted model, not a curated record. The coding region runs from base 92 to 4516 and encodes 1474 amino acids. Gene Ontology annotation, molecular function: endopeptidase inhibitor activity. Gene Ontology annotation, cellular component: extracellular region.